Molecule: messenger RNA, 471 nt
Organism: Bipolaris maydis ATCC 48331
Lineage: Eukaryota; Fungi; Ascomycota; Dothideomycetes; Pleosporales; Pleosporaceae
Source: RefSeq, a predicted model, not a curated record
AUGCAGUACCGACUGGUUUCUAUGUUCGCCGCAGGUGCACUGGUGGCUAUGAGCAGCGCUGCGCCUGUCCCAUCACCUGAUAACCUGUCCAUCACCAACCCCCCAAACACCAUUGAACUCGGCAAGCCCUCAUCAGAAAUCUCCUGGGGCACGAGCAUCGACACCGAAGUCACCAACCCCGACGACAUCGUCCUCACGCCGCCCAAUUCGGAAAUCAUCUGGAGCAAGGAGAAGAAGGCACGCGGUGUCGAGUUUGAAAAGCCAAAGGAUAGCUUCAACCUGGGCAACGCAAGCACGGUUGUCACGUGGGGCAAGCGCGAUUCCACCACUGGUGUUACACCCGAGGAUACUAUUGAGCUGGGCGAGCCUAGCACUGAGAUCACGUGGAGUAAGGAGAAGCGUGACGAGCUUGUCACGCCAGAUGAUAGCAUCAGUCUUGGUAAGCCAUCGACAGUCGUGACGUGGUCUUGA